UAACAGAUAAACAAGUUAAAUAAAUUUCAAAUAUCUUGAAAUUGCUGUAGAGUUUUUUGAUGUAUUAUUACUAGAUUGAAAAAUAAUUUCUGUUCUGUAUCGUUCUGUUAUUUUUGUUCACAUUUUUCAAACCUAUCCGUCAACAUUGAAAACUUAGUGCUUAUACCGUAUCUGUUGUUUUGGUUGACUGUGUUUUCUAGUUUUGAUCAUUUGAGUAAAGAUUUUACUCUUGCAUCUGAUAGGAAAAUGUCUGUGAAGGUGAUUGAUGGCAGUGUUUUAGAAGGUGGUGGCCAAAUUUUAAGAUUGUCUGUGGCAUUUUCAUGUCUUUUGGAGCAACCUAUACUAAUUAACAAAAUAAGAGCAGGCCGAUCUAAUCCUGGUUUGAAACCUCAACAUUUGGCUGGAAUUCAAUUAGUUAAGCAGAUGUGCAAUGCGAUUACAAAUGGAGACCGGCAAAACUCUUGUGAAUUGACAUUCCAACCAAAAACACUAAAAUUGGGAAAUUUCAAUUUGAAUGUCAAUUCCCAAACUGCAGCGAGUAUUCCUUUGAUGAUACAGUCUGCUUUGCCUGUAGCAAUAUUUAGUAACCAUAAUUCCAGCAUAACUAUGAAAGGAGGAACUGAUGUCAGCUUUGCCCCUUCAAUGGAUUAUGUCAAAAAAGUUUUAUUUCCUAUUUACAAGCUAUUUGGUGUUCAUUGUGAAGCACUUAUACACAAACGUGGAUUUUACCCCAAAGGACGUGGAGAAGUAGUAUUGACAGUAAAUCCUGUUACUGAAUAUUUAAAGCCUAUUGAAAUUAUUAACUUUGGAGGUCAACCGGCUAUUAAAGGAUUUGUAUUUAUAUCUGGACCAAAACAUCAAAAUAACAAACAUAACCAAAUAGUUCAAGAUAUAGCAACAGCUGUCAAAAACAAAUUAAACCUGUCCGGCUAUCAUAAAAUUACAAUUGAAACUGAAGUUGGAGAUUCAGAUGGUUCUGGUGGAAGUUUAGUGCUGGUUGCCGAUACUGGAAACUGCUUGAUUGGUUCAUCUGCACUUUAUGAUAUGAGAAAAUCAACUAUAAACAGUCUCACUGAUGAAGCUUGUGACAAACUUUUAUUAGAUUUGGAAGUAAAAUCUUGUAUUGACCCUAAUGCUUUGGACAAUCUCAUUAUUUUUAUGGCACUUGCAAAUGGAAAAUCAAAAGUGAAAUGCAGAGAAAUCACCCUGCACACUAAAACUGCAAUUUAUAUUGCUGAGCAAUUUACUGAUGCUAAAUUUAGUAUUAAACAAAUGGAAGAUGGUUUAAAUGAAAUCAUCUGUGAAGGCAUUGGAUUAAAAACGGUCUAGUUCUUAAAUUCAUGAGAAUAUUAUUAAAUUGAAUUUCAAAUAUACAAAAUCUUCUAGAAUACUUUUAUAAUUAAAUACUAAAUACAAAUAAAUAAUAUUUAAAAUCA
Messenger RNA from Acyrthosiphon pisum (pea aphid), 1436 nucleotides. RefSeq names its product RNA 3'-terminal phosphate cyclase (gene Rtca). The record is from RefSeq and is a predicted model, not a curated record. Gene Ontology annotation, biological process: RNA processing. The transcript is spliced from 10 exons. The coding region runs from base 247 to 1329 and encodes 360 amino acids. Gene Ontology annotation, molecular function: RNA-3'-phosphate cyclase activity. Lineage: Eukaryota; Metazoa; Arthropoda; Insecta; Hemiptera; Aphididae. Gene Ontology annotation, cellular component: nucleus.